AUGGCCAACAACAUGUACCGUGCCGGUGCGACCGCGGUGAACGAAAUUCGAGAGGGCUACGCGCACAUACCCAGGGCGGGCGAGCUGACGCAGGACGACGGGCUCGGUAAGACGACGAUCCCCGGAUCCUUCCCUGACGUAGCCAUCACUGUGCAAGGGAACGACCAGAUGGUCAUCUUCCCCUCUUAUGCGAAGCGCCAUAUCAAGGGGGAAUGGGCCCAGCUACCCGAGCAGCAGCAGCAGCAGCAACCAAACUCGCAACAGGGCACCAAGGACGAAGACUGGUGGCGACAGCAGUGGGAGCGGGACCAGGACGAGCGCGCCAUUGUCGAUGUUGACGUCCGUGGAUGGAUAUAUUCACCGCACAGGGGCCAGGUCACGCGGAGGAACCGUGUCUUGAUCGGUCUGGCGCGUCAGUUGAGCGGCAUCCCGGCGCCAAAGUCUGACGUCAAGCCGUCAAGCGGAGAGACAGGCUUUCUCGCCAUGCAUGAAUCGCACGAGGAACGACGUGAGCAAGAGAGAAUCGCCCAAAAGGCCGCCGAGAUCGAGAAGAAGGGUCAAGAAGAGAAGAGGGUGGCCUACCACGGAGGCUAUAGCGAGCCGGCUCGAGGUGACGAUGGCGAGUUGAUUGGGGAUUACAACUCGAGGUCGCGAUCGCGAAGUCCCAAUCCUACGCUGGGAUCCGCGCCAGGCUCUCCGCAAUCUGUGGCAAGGCAGUACACCACCAGCAAUGAACUUACUGACGCAGAGCUGGCAGUGGCUAAUGCGAACCUCAUGGCGAGGAUAGCGCCAUUCAUGACGACGCCCUUGGUGGAGCAGCCAAUAACCAUCUUCUUCUAUAACGACGAGCACUCGGCAUCAAGAACGGUCGAGACGAACGAGGCAGGUCAUUUCAUGGUCAGGGCAGCUCUCGAGUUUGUCCCUACGCAUGUUCGCGUCUUGGCAAACGAAAACCUUUCAGCAACCCAAGAAAUCAAGAUCAUAGAGCCCAAAGGCGUCAGUCUAAUCAGCGACAUUGAUGACACAGUCAAGCGCUCCAACAUCUCGGGCGGCGCCAAAGAGAUCUUUCGAAAUACAUUUAUCCGAGAGCUCCGCGAUCUUACCGUCGAAGGCGUUAAGGAAUGCCCCUGGCAACUGUUUCCCGUGCUGGCAAGCUUUUUCAUGAUUGCUGGUCUGCCGCCGGGAUCCCUCCACCUCAAGCAGUACAGCGGCAUGCUCCAGGGCAUUUUUGAACCUGUCGCCGAGAGGAAGCGCAGCACGCUCUGCAGGCUGUUGAAGGACUUCCCCGAGCGCAAAUUCAUGCUUACCGCAUCCUUGCCGUGUUCAUCAAGGAUGUCACUACCCCAGAACAGACCGGCUUCUUUGACUCGUCGUUUCGGCAGGGGCAACAUAUCGCGGAGGGCAACUGCAGACGAUGAGCCUCAUCAACGGCCGGCGUUGCCGCCGCGCGGUGAGACAUCAAAGACGACGGGUCCGAUGAUGGGAGAUCUCAUCGACUUCUCCGACGAACCCGAGUCUACAGCAGCGAACAACACCGCUAAGGUCUCGCAGCUACAAGCUGACCGCCAACCGAGGCACUCGGCGAGCACGACCGACCUUCUUACGCGACAGGCACCACCUCGACCGGUCAAGCCAGCGUCAUUACGAAGCUCUCCGUCCGAUGAGAAAGCACAAACGUUGGGCGCAGACCUAAGGCCGCAAAACUCAAAGGGCAUUCCGACGCCUCCCCUGCCCCGUAAGAAGGUGCCUGGAGACCGGCCCACUGCCCAUCCCCUAUCCCAAACACACAAUCUCUCGCAGCAAACAUUAGGCAGCACGAGCAGUCUUCCUGAUAACGCCAGGCUUCCAGCUUCUACCCGCACGAGUGACUCCUCCAUUCGUUCCGGCCGCACUGCGCCGCCGCCGCCUCCGCCGCCACGCCGCCGCGACACCCCCUCCAGCAUCCGCAGCACCAGCCCCCGCUCAGUCGCCCCCGGUCGUCAGCGCCCAGCCGCCGACGAAGACGUGGACUUUGAUCCCCUUCCAUCCUCGUCGUUUGUGCCGCCGCCUGUCGGCCCCCGGCGCACAAACACGCAGUCGACGAGUGGCACGCCAUCGGGUUCACCACCCCUUGGCGCCACGGCUGUCAACAAGAAGGUCGAACUAUGGAACCGCCGCUUACAGCGGGCACACGAAACGCUGACCGCACACGGAGUGAGGUUAUACACGUGGCGGCGUGGUGACGAUGUCGUUGCUGAGGCCGUCGGGCUUGUGGAGCAGGCGACGAGAGGGUCCGGGGGUGGAGAGAAGGAUGCCAGGACCGAGGGGCGGCGGUUCGAGGAGAAGCUCAAGAGAGAAAAGGACCGGGAGGAGAGAUAUCAUCAGAACCAGUAUUGA
Verticillium alfalfae VaMs.102 is the source of this 2376-nucleotide messenger RNA. RefSeq names its product actin patch protein. The transcript is spliced from 3 exons. Lineage: Eukaryota; Fungi; Ascomycota; Sordariomycetes; Glomerellales; Plectosphaerellaceae. Bases 1 to 2376 code for a protein of 791 amino acids. The record is from RefSeq and is a predicted model, not a curated record. Gene Ontology annotation, molecular function: phosphatidate phosphatase activity. Gene Ontology annotation, cellular component: actin cortical patch.